ACCCCGGACUAUAUUUUCCAGAAUACCUUGCGGCACGCAUGAGCAGAAAAGCCUGGGACGAAGGGGCGGUGACAUUGUAGUACGUCCCCUCUGUUUCUGGGCUUCAUGGGAAUUUUCUCAGUUCUUGGGCAGUGAAGAGGCUACUGGAUUCCGCCCUCCGUAAACCCCUUUCGUACAGAACAGAGCGAGACAGGGCGGCAAGCCAGGUACCACCAUGGCCGCGAAUUAUUCCAGUACAAGUAACAGAAGAGAACAUGUGAAAAUUACAACUGACCGCCAGCCGGGCUUCCUGGAGCGGCUGAGUGAAACCUCGGGUGGGAUGUUUGUUGGGCUCAUGACCUUCUUGCUCUCCUUCUACUUAAUUUUUACCAAUGAGGGCCGUGCAUUGAAGACAGCAACUUCCCUGGCCGAGGGACUCUCACUUGUGGUGUCCCCUGACAGCAUCCAUAGCGUGGCCCCGGAAAACGAGGGGAGGCUUGUGCACAUCAUUGGGGCACUGCGGACAUCCAAGCUCUUAUCUGAUCCAAACUAUGGGGUCCACCUUCCGGCUGUGAAGCUGCGGCGGCAUGUGGAGAUGUACCAGUGGGUAGAGACUGAGGAGUCCAGGGAAUACACUGAAGAUGGGCAGGUGAAAACUGAGAGGAGGUACUCCUACAACACUGAAUGGAGGUCGGAAAUUGUCAACAGCAGAAACUUCGACCGAGAGAUUGGCCACAAAAACCCCAGUGCAAUGGCAGUGGAGUCAUUCACAGCAACAGCCCCCUUCGUUCAAAUUGGCAGGUUUUUCCUCUCAGCAGGCCUCAUUGACAAAGUGGAUAACUUUAAGCCGCUGAGCCUGUCCAAGCUAGAGGACCCGCAAGUGGACAUCAUUCGCCGGGGAGACUAUUUUUACCACAGUGAAAACCCCAAGUAUCCAGAGGUUGGAGACCUGCGUGUUUUCUUUUCAUAUGCAGGGCUGAGCGGCGAUGACCCUGACCUGGGCCCAGCUCACGUGGUCACUGUGAUUGCCCGUCAGCGGGGUGACCAGUUAGUCCCAUAUUCCACCAAGUCUGGGGACACCUUGCUGCUUCUGCACCAUGGGGACUUCUCACCAGAGGAGGUGUUUCAUAGAGAACAAAAGAGCAACUCCAUGAAGACAUGGGGCCUGCGGGCUGCCGGCUGGAUGGCCAUGUUUAUGGGUCUUAACCUCAUGACACGGAUCCUCUAUACCUUGGUGGACUGGUUUCCUGUUUUCCGAGACCUGGUCAACAUUGGCCUGAAGGCCUUUGCCUUCUGCGUGGCCACCUCACUGACUCUGCUGACUGUGGCUGCUGGUUGGGUCUUCUACCGGCCCCUGUGGGCCCUCUUCAUCAGUUGCCUGGCCCUGGUGCCCAUCAUCAUUGCUCGGACACGGGUGCCAGCCAAAAAACUGGAGUGAAACAGGUUGUGGUACCCACCGACACCCAUGUGAGCCUCAGGACCCAGGUUACCCGCUGCCCUUCUGACCCCGCUCCACGCCAGAGCAUGAGUCUGCAUCGGUUUGGAUUCUGUACCUGCUCCACUCUUCAAGGGGCCAGACUUGGCAAAGUAUAUACACUUACGUCAGGUUUGGUGUUUAUCAGUUAACGUCUCCACUCCUUUUCUUGCCAGUGAGCAGCUUUAGUGGGCAGAAGGCAACUCCUGUCUGGCAGCGUGACAGCCAUUCUCCUGCUUGUUUCCUCUCCCUCUCUUGGAACUGUGUGUGUAGCCAGUUUGCAUGCUUCACUUACCUGAUGCCUGCAGAUGUUGAGGAAGUGACACUCCAGACCUGCUGCCUUAUUGCUUUGUCUGCUCCUCAUCCUUGGAGAUGAGUGCCAGAGCUCUGCCAUGACUAUCAGCUGUGCCUGUGAUGCUAGAGGGCCACCGUUAUCAACUGUCUCCAAGCAGUACUGGAUUGCCAAGACAGACUAAAUAAGCCCAUACCCUGCAAAGCGGGGGCAUCACAAACCCAGUUUAUGGAUAGAACUUGAUUUGGUACUUCUUAAAGAGAAAAACUACUGGAGAUGUCAUGAGGAGGAAAAUUGGACAUUUAUUGAGCUUUAUACUCUAUGGUUUGGCAGAAUCCUUUUAGUGUAUGGGAUCUCCAAAGGCCCUGAGUUUUUGUUACUUCUUCAUGUCUACUCUCCUACCCUAAGAGGGAGUUGUUUGAAAUAAGAUUUAAAGGGCAAAACAGAAAAACCUAAAUGAUUAACAUUUCAGACUAUUACAUAAAGACAGCCUUUAAUCUGGUAGUUGAAGUUCAGAGCACAGGUGUUAAAUGAGGUGUGACUCACCUGGAUAAAAAAAAGUUACCAUUGUCAGUAUUCCCAGUGUCUUAGUCACUGGGAAGCUUUAUAAUGCUUUUGAAACAAGUGUUAGCAAAGGAUUUGUUUUCCCCUGGGAAGAGACUGGGCAUCUCUACAGGGUAGAGAAAGGCAUUUCCUUUCAUCGUUUAGUACCAGAAACUACCUAUUUACUUGAAGAUGGUUUUGAGCUUUUAGUCAACCAUUAAAGGAAAAAAUUGGAAGCUUUAUUAUCUCUUAUUAUCCUUCAUAGCGACCCCUCCAGUCAAAAUCAAGAUAUGAGGCCUCAGGCUUGCUGGAGAUUUGAAUGCCUUGCCUGGCCUCUUUCAUCAUGGGAGUACUUCUGACAUUAGCAGCCAGGGCUCAAGUGGCUGCUUCUGAGUGAUUUAUCUGUUAAGUGUCCACAGCUUUGCUCUUCCUAAAUAAACCUACUCACGCUUAAUUCACAUAA
This is a messenger RNA of Pteropus alecto (black flying fox), 2751 nucleotides long. It is a transcript of the gene TMEM43, whose product is annotated as transmembrane protein 43. The transcript is spliced from 12 exons. The coding region runs from base 215 to 1417 and encodes 400 amino acids. Lineage: Eukaryota; Metazoa; Chordata; Mammalia; Chiroptera; Pteropodidae. The record is from RefSeq and is a predicted model, not a curated record. Gene Ontology annotation, cellular component: nuclear inner membrane. Gene Ontology annotation, biological process: nuclear membrane organization.